This is a messenger RNA of Brienomyrus brachyistius, 6074 nucleotides long. Its product is annotated as extracellular serine/threonine protein kinase FAM20C-like. The record is from RefSeq and is a predicted model, not a curated record. Gene Ontology annotation, cellular component: Golgi apparatus. The transcript is spliced from 10 exons. Gene Ontology annotation, biological process: protein phosphorylation. The coding region runs from base 942 to 2648 and encodes 568 amino acids. NCBI's taxonomy places the organism in Eukaryota, Metazoa, Chordata, Actinopteri, Osteoglossiformes, Mormyridae. Gene Ontology annotation, molecular function: protein serine/threonine kinase activity.
CCACCCAGCUUUAAACAGCAAAAGCACUAGUUCGCCAGCGGUGUCGGUUGGUGCAGCUUCUAGGCAAAAGCAAAAGAAAACAUCUGCACCUGCUGAAACGUCUCUGAAUUUUAUUAUUUUAGAGCUUUAUAUGUGUAUAGUUUGUUAUAUAUUCCUUGUGCGUCCUGGUUUCGUGGUUGGGAUGGGUGGAUCUUUUUUCUGCUAUUAAAGCAGCCAACGCGUUCAGAUUUAGCUCUCAUCGCUUCUCCGUGUAGCUCAGUGAUUUCUGAUUUUGGUAUGUUUUGUACAAUAUUUCCGUGGACUUUCGACAGGACGGCGGCGUCUUCGCGUCGCCGUGUACAUCCAUCUGACCUAUUUGAAGAAUAAGCCGUUUUCUUAACAUAUGCUUUCUUCUCAACUGCGGCUUGGACAAAUGCCUUUGGAGUGUUCAGGCGAAAUGAGAAGGUCUCUUCAGCACUGCAGCAUACAGGUUUUGAAGAUGGAGCACGGCUAUCAAGACCAAGAUAAUACAUUUUAUGGAUAUUUUUUCUAAAAUAUAUAUUAUAUUUCAUCCUCAGUGCCAGUUAUCCUGUGCAUUUAAUUCGGAAUUGAGCAAAAAUAUAAACAGUAAGUUAUUUAGGUCAGGAGUUCGUGGUGAAUCUUCCCCGGCGUUACAUUGAUAUAGCCUUGUAUCAUACCUGACAACAUCUAUUUUUUUCCAAAGCAAAAAUAAAAGCACAGCCUUUCGCUUUACAUGGAUUUCUAAAUUAUGCGACGGAUUAUUCUGGAGUCGAACGCUGAUACCUUUAUCCAACCUUGCAAAUGAAGACAGCGAACGUUUUAACCCGAAAUUUGAUCAGAUCGCAGCUAAUUUAAUAAAUAGGGCUUGUAAUGUAUUGAGCUUUCUUAUUUACACCUCGAUUCGGGUUAAUCGGUACUUGCAUUUGCUGAGAGUGGUAACUAUGAAGAUGAUCCUGUUUCGCAAAUUCCGAGUGUUGAUCCUCAUGGUGUUCCUGAUAGCGUGCACCAUGCACAUCAUGAUUGACUUGUUACCAAAGUUGGAGAGACGAGCGGCCGGACCCAGCGCCGGCAACAGCGCCUGCUCAUGCUCCCACAGACCGAGUGAAGAACCGCAGAGUUGGGGUAAGCAGCGGCUUAGACCGGGAGCCGAAUCGGGCUGGCCUAAUAAGCAUACUUUAAGGAUACUGCAAGAUUUCAGUAACGAGCCCAGUUCCAAUCUCACCUCGCAUUCCUUAGAAAAGAUCACGGGGCCCGGGGAUAAAACUGAGACUUUUAAAAGACUGGAGCAAUACGCACGAAACGAAGAGAGCAAGAAGCACUUCAUCCACAACGCUGGAGCCGAGAGUGUACCUGUCCAGGGCUUCUCUAGACUGUCAUCCCUCUUUGAGCAACCUUUGUACAAGAUCCCCCUGCCGUCACUGACAGACGAAGACACGUUGUUUAACGUCAAUACAGACAUCAGAUUCAACCCGAAAGCUGCUGAGGAGCAAGAAUGGCAGAAUGAAGGGCAUAAAGAAGAAUUUAGCCCUACUGGGGAAUCGUCUGUAGACACUUAUCCAAACUGGCUGAGAUUCCACAUUGGAAUUAAUCGGUAUGAACUGUAUGCUAGACACAGCCCAAUCAUGGAUGCUCUGCUGAACGAUCUGGUCACUCAAAGAAUCACCAGUGUCGCCAUGAAGUCUGGAGGCACGCAGCUGAAGCUCAUCAUGACUUUCCAAAACUAUGGCCAGGCCCUGUUCAAGCCCAUGAAGCAGACCCGGGAGCAGGAGACCCCGCCCGACUUCUUCUACUUCUCUGACUUCGAGAGGCACAACGCUGAGAUUGCGGCCUUUCAUCUGGACAGGAUCCUGGACUUCCGUCGAGUCCCUCCAGUGGCCGGACGACUGGUCAACAUGACGAAAGAAAUCAGAGAUGUAACCCGGGACAAGAAGCUGUGGAAAACCUUCUUCAUAUCGCCAGCCAACAACAUCUGUUUCUACGGCGAGUGCUCCUACUACUGCUCCACGGAGCACGCUCUGUGCGGGAAGCCUGAUCAGAUCGAGGGCUCCCUGGCUGCCUUCUUGCCCGACCUGGCCCUGGCAAAGCGCAAGACGUGGAGGAACCCGUGGCGGCGCUCCUACCAUAAGCGAAAGAAAGCAGAAUGGGAGGUUGACCCAGAUUACUGCGAGGAGGUCAAGCAGACCCCGCCCUAUGACAGCGGCACGCGUCUCCUGGACAUCAUGGACAUGACCAUCUUUGACUUUCUCAUGGGUAAUAUGGAUCGGCAUCACUACGAGACGUUUGAGAAGUUCGGCAAUGACACUUUUAUCAUCCACUUGGAUAACGGGAGAGGGUUUGGGAAACACUCCCAUGAUGAAGCCUCUAUUCUUGUGCCUUUAAGCCAGUGCUGCAGAGUGAAGAAAUCGACCCACCUUCGCCUCCAGCUGUUGGCCAGGGAGGAGUUCAAGCUGAGCACCCUGAUGGCCGAGUCCCUGCUGAGGGACCGGCUGACGCCCGUGCUCAUCCAGCCCCACCUAGAGGCCAUGGACCGCCGGCUUCGCCUGGUGCUCAAGGUGCUGUCCGACUGCAUCGAGAAGGAGGGCUACACGGCCGUAGUGGAGGACGACCUGGAGGCGGGGAGUACCCACACGGCCCCCCGGGACAGGUAGUAGGCCAGGGCUGGAGGGAACUUUCCCCCUGCACUCCCAAAUCCCACCCCCCCAGCCCUCCGAAGUCUUGAAAGAGACGCCCCUAUUUGCGCAACUUUUUGAAUUCAGUGAAUUCCAAGACUCAUUUAUUCCUUCAUCUCUCCUGUAUGUGCGUUUGUAUAUAAGUGUGUGUAUAUAAGCUGAUACAAGCUUGUGUGCAAGUACAUGCAUAAGGGAGGUGAUAGACAUGGUCUUGUUAAAUAAAAUGGUUUUAUUGCUCAUAUCUGACAGCGUGUCAACAAGAACCAUUGCUCUCUGCUGUUGUCCCUCAUGUAAUUUUUUUUCAUUUUUCUUUUAAAUCAGAGGCACCGAUUGGAGUGCCGGUUUGCUCCAACGUGUGUUUAUUUUGUCCUGCCAGCCUGAAUUGGCCUUAAAUUAUUUAUUGAGUUGCUUGUUUUUUUAUUUGUUGCGAACAUCCGAUUAAGUACGCAAAAGGGAAUAAGACUGGUUCGGUAGAAGCGUGUUGAUGUGGAAUUUGGAUACAUACGGAAGGGCAGGCUUUGCUCCUUGUCUUCACCGUGCGACGCACAAGCCCGUGGGGGUGUGACUGUCCGGGGAGCCUGUGCACAGCCUCACAGUCGGGUCAGAUCUGCUGAAGAGGCAGCAUGCGUGCAUGUCGUUAGGAACCUCUACACAGCCGUAGCUAGACGUCAUAUUUAUGGAGUUCCUUCUUUAUAUAUUUGGGUUUAAAAAUCAAAUCAUAUUUCUUUUUUGUUGUCUGUUUAUGGUCAUUCAUUCAGUUUUUCAUGUUUACAUUAUCGCCUAAACAUGGAGCGGUGCAGACAUGAAAAAUGUCGUUGUUUUACGGAACAACUAAGGGACGUAAAUCCUAAUAUUAAUUCUGCCUAUAAACAGCGGACAAGGGCCAACUUUGCGCUCGACGUUUAAUAAACACCGCUCAGCCGCACUCGUGAAACUUUGCGUUAUAAUCACAUGCUCUGUACUUUGAGAGGUGUUUUGUAGACCGUAUGUUAGGUACUCUUCAUGCUGGUACUGUUCACAUUUAUCAAAGUGCUGUAUCCUUUCACUUUGCGAAAAGCUGCCAAACUCAGAAUUACAUUCUAAUUAAGUUAUUGAUUUGCUAGGUACUGGGUUUCCCUUCUCAUGCCUAUACAAGUGCAUCCAUACAUCUCUUUCUAUUAGAUGAUGCUACUUCAAAAGCACAAGUGGCCAUAAUAUAAACGACUGAGCCAAUAUCAUAUUUUGCCACCAGUAUAAUAACAUGCAUAUUAAUGAAUCAUAGUUUCUGAAUGUUUAUAGUGAACACUAUAAGUCUAUAUAAUAUGCCGUAAGAGUCCAAGUUAAGACAACUGAAAUUGAAAUCAGACUAAAUUUUUAAUAAUUAGCUCAUUAAUUAGCCCGUCUUAUAUUUUCGCCAAAUCGUUAAGUGCUUUCCUUAAACUGUCAGACAUUUGUGGAAGAUGUUUAGUUAGUCUGAAAUGUUGUUGCCAAAGGGCAAAAGCUUCUGUUUCCUUGAUUAAAUCAAUUCCGAUACUAAAAGUUGUCUUUAGGAAUUAUAAAACGUUUCCUGUGCAUUUUAAAGUGGAUCUUUAGAUUCUUCAACCAGACUUGUGAUAAAAUUGAAAUGUAUUUCCUUAUUUAUCAACACUCUGCUUUGUUUAUUUCUAUACAUUCCAGGAGAACAAGUCAAGUUCUGUGAUGUGGUCUGAUUCUGCACUAAUCUUGUGUGUGUGUGUGCGUGUGUGUGUGUGUGUGUGUGUGUGUGUGUGUGUGUGUGUGUGUGUGUGUGUGUAAAUUGGGGGACUAUGAUAAAAUAAAAUUAUGAGGUAAUAUAAUAAUCUGUUACUGAAAUACUCUUUUAAGUGGAGCAUCAGUUGCAAAACUUGGGUCUCUGACAUUGUUGCCUGAUAUUCUGUACCAUUCUGUAUCAUUCUAUGUGUUCCAGACAACAUGUCAUGUCUGUCCUAUAAGCUUUUUGUAUGAAGCACUUUUUGACUCAUGACCAAAACUCCAGAGAUCCCAGGCCUCUAACUCUGUAGAAGCCAAUGGGAAUAAAUAGUUUGUCAACCGAAUGAUUAUGGCUUUCAGAUAUUUUACACUAUUACAUCAAGCCUUUCCAUGGGUUUCCCGUUGGCUCAAGGACUACCUCCUUGAAUUGUGCAAUAGCAUGAAGUGUAUUGUAAAUAUUCCAUCUCACUGAAAAUUCAACAGGAGCAUAGGAAUUUAAAUCCAAUUUAAAAUGGCAAGGGAGAACAGGCUCUAUUUAUGUAUAAUGUUUUCUUUUCCAUUUGAAAAACUUCUGCUUGAUAUCGGAGCAUAGCAAAAUGCACAACUGAAACCAAUUUGCACACACUGACCGCAGGUUACCAGGGUGGCAAAAGGCCUCUGCACUGGGUGAAGAAUCAUGUCUUUACAAAAUUGAACAGUAACUGUCGGUGUGGCUGCUGUCCAAAUACAUGUCCUGACUUCAGACUGUGCAGUAAGCAUUUAUUACUGUAAAUAGAUGAAAUGCUGCAUUAUUUAAUGCAUCUUGAACAUACAUUUUAAAGUUAGCAUAAUUAUCCAUUAGGAGAAAAUCCUUUUGUACACAGUGCCUAAUGUAUAAAGACUUAAUUGUUACUUCCUUUUGUCCUUGUGUGAGGUUGUGUUCGUCUGAAGAAAUAUACACAAUGAUCACAGUGGCAAUGUAGUGAAAAGACAAUAUUUUAAAACCAUAAUUUGUAUGGUAGGUUGACCGACUGUUCUUAAGCGAAGCGGCUUCCAAGUAGUCUGCUAGAAACGUGAGGGAUUUUCGCUGUAUCACAACUCAUAUACCAAGACAUAUCGUCCUUGGUUAAGAGGACACAAUUUAUAAAGAAAUGCAUAUCCUCCAUAGACUAAUAAUGGUUUAGCUUUUUGGGUUUAUUUUUUUGCUGUUUUAUUUACUGAAGUCUAAGUUAGAAAAUCAAAUGACGCUUAAAUAAACAAAAAGAGUAGGUUUGGAUUUCAUGUCAUCAUUGUGGGCACGUCAAGGUGGCGCGCUGAUGUCUGUCUUAUGCUGACAGUGCAUCCAGGGUGUGGGCAUCAGUCACUGUCAGCAGAGUGCAGUGCUAGAGUGGCUGUGUAAGUACAGUAGAAUGAAUUGGAUUUAAUCCAGUGCCUGUGCAGUGAUAGGAAUACUUGAAUAUUUAGUUUCGCUAUUUAAGAAAAGACUCACUUUCCACCUGGAUUCAUGAAGAACUGGAGCUGAGGUGUGUGUCCGUCGUGCCCUGAUGGUGAUGAACGAGGCACGACUUUUGUUCCUUCUGUUCUCACAUGUAAAUAAGUAUAAGUAAUUUGCCAGCCUAAAAAGCUAUGACUUUGUGGCGAUAUGCUUCUUUUACUUUCAUGCAUUGUUUGUGUGGAGUUUGUUUGCAAAAUGUGCAAUAAAACAAAAACAAAAACAAA